GACACUCCCAGCAAUUAGAUCAGAACACAGCCUGACCCCUUCCUGACGCAGGGAGCGAUUUUGCAGAGGAGGUGUUUCAGUUUUAAUGAAAGAACAUGAAGUCCUCUUGGUUAUUUAUAAUAUACGUGCUAUGGCUGAAUGGUCAUCAGUGUGCACCGACAAGGCAGGAGGAAAUGAAUCUCCGGGAAAACCUGAAGGUAUUAUCUGAAGUUGGAGAGAAGUAUGUAGAUGAAGAGGUAAAGAAAGCUUUGAUUGGUAUUAAGCAGAUGAAAAUUAUGAUGGAAAGGAAUGAAGAUAAGCACGUAGAUCUGAUGAAAACCUUGAAGAAGAGUAGUGAAGAAAAACAGCAAGCCUUGCGACUUAUGGAUGAAGUAAAGGAAAGAUUAGAAGAAGAAGAAAGACAAUGUCAAGUAGCCUUGAAGAAUUUAUGGGAUGAAUGUGAAUCUUGUUUAGAAAGUACCUGCAUGAGGUAUUAUACAACUUGCAAGCACGGUUUGUCAACAUUCAGAAGAAAGGUUGAAGAUUUUUUGAGGAAAAUACCUCCACUCAUUUUUACUUUUCAUGAGGAUCAAGGAAAAGACAUCCAGUUUAACGAAAAGCCUGAGAAGGAGGACACCCAGCUAGUAAAAAUGGAAGAUUUAUUUAGCCAACUAUUAUCGGACAUGGGCUCAAUGUUUGACAGAAGUUUCAUUUUUUUCAAGCAAAUGCAAAAAGAAUUUGACCAGUCUUUUCAGAUGUAUUUCAUGUCUGAUCUGUACUUGAAUGAGUCUGCCAGCAUGCCAGCUUUACCUGAGGACAUCACCAGAAACGACGGCUCACAGAAAGGCUGGGGUAUACCCAGCUUCUUACAGACAGUUUUUGAUUUCAGUAAGACAGUGUUUGAAGGUGUCAGCGAGGUGAUUAGUGAAGUAUUUGAUGAAUACAGAGAUAACAGAAGAGAUGUGCCAGAACAAGCCAAAGAUCCUGACAGAAGUGGCAUGUUCUCAAAAAUUGUGUCAGGACGCCAGAGACCUCUGUGCAGGGAGCUUCGGGAGAACUCCUCUGGAUGUCCACAGUUUCACGACAGAUGUCAGAAAUGUCAAGACAAUCUUUUGCAUG
This is a messenger RNA of Leptosomus discolor (cuckoo roller), 1098 nucleotides long. The record is from RefSeq and is a predicted model, not a curated record. Lineage: Eukaryota; Metazoa; Chordata; Aves; Leptosomiformes; Leptosomidae.